CAAGUUGUACACUAGCCUGAGUUGUUUACACGACCCUUCAUAAUUCGAUGGUAAAGUGAUUACAUUACUUGCAUUAUAAUCAUGGAAUGGUUAUUUGGAAAACGAGUUACUCCUGAGGAGAUGCUCAGGAAAAACCAGAGAGCUUUAAACAAAGCUAUGCGUGAUCUAGAUAGAGAGAGGAUGAGAAUGGAACAGCAAGAGAAAAAAAUUAUUGUAGACAUAAAGAAACUUGCCAAAGAUGGGCAAAUGGAUGCAGUGAAGAUUAUGGCUAAAGACCUUGUAAGGACUAGACGUUAUGUGAAGAAGUUUAUGUUAAUGAAAGCUAAUAUACAAGCAGUUUCAUUGAAGAUUCAAACACUACGUUCACAAAAUACAAUGGCACAAGCAAUGAAAGGAGUUACAAGAGCAAUGCAAAAUAUGAACAAACAAUUAAAUCUUCCCCAAAUACAAAGAAUAUUGCAAGAGUUUGAAAAACAGUCGGAGAUUAUGGAUAUGAAGGAAGAAAUUAUGAAUGAUGCCAUUGAUGAUGCAAUGGAAGAUGAGGGUGAUGAAGAAGAAAGUGAUACUAUUGUAUCACAAGUUUUGGAUGAAUUGGGUCUGCAACUGACAGAUCAGUUGCCUGGCCUGCCACAGGCAUCUGGUUCACUAAGUGUAGCUGGUUCAAAGCAACCAGUUGCAGCUGCUGCAGGAAAUGAUGACGGUGGAAAUCUCGCAGAUGCGGAUGCUGAUCUACAUGCUAGACUUGAAAAUUUGCGACGCGAAUAA
This is a messenger RNA of Habropoda laboriosa, 765 nucleotides long. RefSeq names its product charged multivesicular body protein 2a (gene Vps2). The transcript is spliced from 5 exons. Gene Ontology annotation, biological process: protein transport; endosome transport via multivesicular body sorting pathway; late endosome to vacuole transport. The coding region runs from base 82 to 765 and encodes 227 amino acids. Gene Ontology annotation, cellular component: ESCRT III complex; multivesicular body. NCBI's taxonomy places the organism in Eukaryota, Metazoa, Arthropoda, Insecta, Hymenoptera, Apidae. The record is from RefSeq and is a predicted model, not a curated record.